AUGGAUCCAGACUUGCAGGAGGCCUUCAAUGAUGUUCAGAGCUCCGUCUACAGAACAGCUCUAAAACUACGCUCUGUACAAAGUCUGUGCCAGUUGGAUUUGAUUGACGUUUCUCUGAUUCAGCACAUCCUAUCAAGUGAACACAGCCAGAGGGAAAAGCAGAUUUCUCUGAAAGUGCAACAGAUCUCUGGAAUGCUGAUGAAACUGUUUGAGAGGGCAAGAUUGGAAAAACCAGGUCAGGUAGAUCCUAGAGCCACUGAAUUCACAUUGAGCCUGCUAGUUGCCAUGUAUGACAGAUCCGGAACAGGUUAUAUCAAAACUAGAUCUGCUGCAGCUGCCCUAAUUGCCCUUUCAGGAGACACUCUACUGGCUAAAUACAGAGCUUUCUUCCAAUUUUAUGCUGUCCCUGAUGGAAAGGUGGCCUUGAUGACCCGUAGUGCCCUGAGAAGCCUACUAACAGACUUAAAUCAGAUCCCAGCCAUUGUGGGAGAAAGCUGUGCUCUGUCUUGUCUGGAAGUGGCGACUCACAGCUGUUUUCAUGGGGUUCUGAAGUCAGCAAUUGAUGAAGAAAAAUUCCUGUCUUGGCUGAGAUCGGAGCCUGCUGUUCUUCUGUGGCUCCCUACAUGUUACAGGUUAUCAGCCACAGAAAUGGUUUCUCACCAGGCUAGAUGUAGAGUCUGCAAAACUUUCCCCAUUACAGGCCUCAGGUAUCGCUGUCUGAAGUGCCUCAAUUUUGACCUCUGCCAAGUCUGCUUUUUCACUGGUCGUCUCAGCAAACCACAUAAGAGUUCACAUCCUGUUAUGGAGCACUGUGUACAGAUGUCAGCAAAGGCGAAUGCAAAGCACUUUCUCCGCACCAUCAGGAACAACCUGUUUCAAGAGCGCUGCAGAAGAAAGGAGGCUCAGAGAAGGAGGGCUCUGGAAAUAGCAGAAGAGAACCACUUUCCUACUCACAAAAAUACUCCUCCCCCUGCAGAACUCAGUGCUUCCCCACUUCCUGGCCCUGAAAACCUGUCUUUCUCAGGGGACAGACCUGUCCCGGAUUCACCCAAGUUCAUAUCUGAAAACAGAGCUGUAAUGCAGAAGAGUGAGAAUAACAGCAAGACACUAGAGCAAGGCAAGACAAAAACUCAGGCAAUAGCCUCUUUUGAAGCAGAUGUGUUAAAAAUGCAUGAAUCCAUCAAAAGCAUUCACAAUGAGAACAGGUACAUGAAGAAGCAGUUCAACGAGUGGAGGGACAAAAUGCAAUUUCUUCAGAACUGCCAGGAAGACAAAAGCUGCAAAAUAGAGGCAAAGCUCCAGGUCCUGAGAGCCAGCCAUGAAAACCUGCAAAUGGAACUGCAGCAAAUGAAGCAAGAUGUAAAGGCAAUGUUACAGUCAUCAGAGCAUCUUGUUGUACAGUGUCAGAAUAUGAUGCCAAGAAAUCCAGAUGUGCUGCUGGAAAGGAGAGUGCAGGGUAGAUUAAAUCCUGCCCAAAUGAGGCCUAGUCCCAGAACACGUACAGACAGGAAAUCUUUGAAUGCCCCCAACUCUGCAAAUAGAAUGGAGUUUUUACAGACACCUGAGGUUCCCACUGCAGCAGACUUUACGUUCUCAGAAGACCCACUGGAGUCAGUGUCCCUGCAGAGUGACAGACCUUUUAUGGGACAGUAUAAAAAAGCAGAAGAGAAUCAAACAUAUCCACCUGAAUUGACAGAAAACUCCCUCAGUGGCAUCAUGAAGAAUACAGUUCUUACUCCCACCGUGGUGCAGAUACCACCCGAUGAGAAAGAAGUCAGUGAGGAAGUGGAACUGCAGCAGCUAGUGAUGAAACUGAAGGAUGCAUUGUCUCUCCAAGUCAAACCAGCUCAACAGUCUGCUUUGCAGCAGGAGUUCUUCACUACAGCUGAACGUGUUUGCAGAUCCUUUUCUGACCUCAUCAACCAAGUAACUUCAAGCUUGUAAAUGAUGGAAACUACCAUUCACCUUAUAGCUUCACUGACCUAUUGA
Calidris pugnax (ruff) is the source of this 1989-nucleotide messenger RNA. It is a transcript of the gene DYTN, whose product is annotated as dystrotelin. Gene Ontology annotation, cellular component: plasma membrane. NCBI's taxonomy places the organism in Eukaryota, Metazoa, Chordata, Aves, Charadriiformes, Scolopacidae. The record is from RefSeq and is a predicted model, not a curated record. Gene Ontology annotation, biological process: synaptic signaling. Gene Ontology annotation, molecular function: zinc ion binding.